Messenger RNA from Hippopotamus amphibius kiboko, 3794 nucleotides. It is a transcript of the gene KLHL25, whose product is annotated as kelch like family member 25. Gene Ontology annotation, molecular function: protein binding. Lineage: Eukaryota; Metazoa; Chordata; Mammalia; Artiodactyla; Hippopotamidae. The record is from RefSeq and is a predicted model, not a curated record. Bases 133 to 1920 code for a protein of 595 amino acids. The transcript has 3 exons.
CCCUGUGGGAGGGGAGACACAGAGCUGUGUCUCGGGCUUUAGCAAUUGAGGCACAUUCCCAUCGUGGGUCAGCAACCAGCCCUGGCAACUGGAGUAGAUCGAAGCUUCUAGAGCACAGGGAGAAAGAAAUCCAUGACCAGUCGGCGCAGCAUGUCGGUCAGCGUCCACGAGACCCGCAAGUCGCGGGGCAGCACAGGCUCCAUGAACAUCACACUCUUCCACAAGGCCUCGCACCCCGACUGCGUGCUGGCCCACCUCAACACGCUGCGCAAGCACUGCAUGUUCACGGACGUCACGCUCUGGGCCGGCGACCGCGCCUUCCCCUGCCACCGCGCCGUGCUGGCCGCCUCCAGCCGCUACUUCGAGGCCAUGUUCAGCCACGGGCUGCGGGAGAGCAGAGACGACACGGUCAACUUCCAGGACAACCUGCACCCCGAGGUGCUGGAGCUGCUGCUGGACUUCGCCUACUCGUCCCGCAUCGUCAUCAACGAGGAGAACGCCGAGUCGCUGCUGGAGGCGGGCGACAUGCUGCAGUUCCACGACGUGCGCGACGCGGCCGCCGAGUUCCUGGAGAAGAACCUGUUCCCGUCCAACUGCCUGGGCAUGAUGCUGCUGUCGGACGCCCACCAGUGCCGCCGGCUCUACGAGUUCUCGUGGCGCAUGUGCCUGGUGCACUUUGAGGCCGUGCGGCAGAGCGAGGACUUCAACAGCCUGUCCAAGGACACCCUGCUGGACCUCAUCUCGAGCGACGAGCUGGAGGCGGAGGACGAGCGUGUGGUCUUCGAGGCCAUCCUGCAGUGGGUCAGGCACGACCUGGAGCAGCGCAAGGCCCACCUGCCCGAGCUCCUGCGCGGCGUGCGGCUGGCCCUGCUGCCGUCUGACUGCCUGAAGGAGGCCGUGUCCGGCGAGGCCCUGCUCAUGGCCGACGAGCGCACGCGGCUCAUCGUGGACGAGGCUCUGCGCUGCAAGGCCCGCAUCCUGCAGAACGACGGCGUGGUCACCAGCCCCUGCGCCCGGCCGCGCAGGGCCGGCCACACGCUGCUCAUCCUCGGGGGCCAGACCUUCAUGUGCGACAAGAUCUACCAGGUGGACCACAAGGCCAAGGAGAUCAUCCCCAAGGCAGACCUGCCCAGCCCCCGCAAGGAAUUCAGCGCCUCGGCCAUCGGCUGCAAGGUCUACGUGACCGGGGGCCGGGGCUCCGAGAACGGGGUCUCCAAGGACGUGUGGGUGUACAACACCAUCCACGAGGAGUGGUCCAAGGCGGCGCCCAUGCUCAUCGCCCGCUUCGGCCACGGCUCGGCCGAGCUGGAGAACUGCCUGUACGUGGUCGGGGGGCACACGUCCCUGGCCGGCGUCUUCCCAGCCUCGCCGUCCGUCUCCCUGAAGCAGGUGGAGAAGUACGACCCCGGGGCGAACAAGUGGACGAUGGUGGCCCCGCUGAGGGAUGGCGUCAGCAACGCCGCGGUCGUGAGCGCCAAGCUGAAGCUCUUUGUUUUCGGGGGAGCCAGCAUCCACCGGGACAUGGUGUCCAAAGUGCAGUGCUACGACCCCGCGGAGAACCGGUGGACCAUCAAGGCCGAGUGUCCCCAGCCUUGGCGCUACACCGCCGCCGCCGUGCUGGGCAGCCAGAUCUUCAUCAUGGGAGGCGACACGGAGUUCACGGCCGCCUCGGCCUACCGCUUCGACUGCGAGACCAACCAGUGGACGCGGAUCGGGGACAUGACCGCCAAGCGCAUGUCCUGCCACGCCCUGGCCUCGGGCAACAAGCUCUACGUGGUGGGGGGCUACUUCGGGACCCAGCGCUGUAAGACCCUGGACUGCUACGACCCCACCUCGGACACGUGGAACUGCAUCACCACCGUGCCCUACUCCCUCAUCCCCACGGCCUUCGUCAGCACCUGGAAGCACCUGCCCGCGUGAGGCGCGCUUGCAGAGCCCAGCCAGACGCUGUGUGUUUCCCCCACCCCACGGCUGCAGCCCUCACUGUUGCACGGUGGCCUUGAUCCUGUCGCCACAGCGGGAAUCUCAGCCCAGCCCCAGGCCAGCACUCUGAGCAGCCAGAAGCCAGCCCCACAAGCUCUGGGAGCAGCGGCCUCCGGGGCUGCUCUGAGCUUCAGAGGAGAAAAGCUGUCUCCAGCUCCCUGUGUUUCUGGCCGAGGCCUUUCCUGCUUUGCAGCGGUUUGUGGGGGAGAGGACCUUCCAGGAGGCGUGGAUAGAGGUCAGGACUCCCUUGGCCUCGGGAGGGCGGACACAUUUGCAGAGCCUUGAGGUUGCCUGUUUCAACAAGUCCUGGAUUGGGGGUGGGGGCGGGGGGUGUGUCCCUGAAGGGGUUGGCGGUGGCAGCACUGACAGCACAGCCUUUGGCUCAGGGCUUCCCUGUUGAUAUUGUAAAGACUCCCCACAGAUGAUGUCCCAGGCCUCUGGGAAAGGGGUGCCUCAGGGCUGAGAGCAGAAUGUGCUAUGGAGAAAGUCAGCACAUUAAGGGAGGGAACCCUUCAGUGAUGCCCACCAGACUCCAUUAGCAAGACACCCAGACCUCCAGGGUUCAUAGGCCCCUCUCCAGAGUUGGGCCUUGCCCCCAGUAACCUCCACCUCCUGGUCAGGCCAGCUCUGCCCCAGGAUGCUGUGCCCAGGUGCAGACACAGAUGUGCCUGGGGACCCCAGGUGGCACAUGCUGUUAGGCAAGGGGAUGCCCUUGGGGCCACCCCACCACCUCCCCUCAGAGCCCAGCCCAGAAGGCAGCAAUGACCCCAUCUCCUGACAGGAGCACAGUCGCCCUAGAAUGUGGCCCGACCCUCCAAGACCAGGAGCAGUUAUGAGCUGGGGACCACAGAGGGACUCCAGGAUGCCCACUAUAGAUCCCACCCUGGCUGGACACAUCUCAACUUGGAGGAUGACAACAAGGCCCAUGACACCAGCCACCCAACCAGUGCCCGCUGUCCUCUGACAUCUUGACCUUCCAGCUGGUAAUGAGAUCUGGCCCAUUUGCCCCCUGAGCUCAAAGAGUAAGAAUGGGCCCAAGAAAACUGCCAACGUUUGUUCAUUUUUUCCACCUCCUAAGUCAUUGGGUACCUCAUGGGUACAACCUCAGCAUCUGGGGUUCUAGAGAGGUCGGCUUUUGCCAGUGGCCCUCCUCACACCUAGUGAUGGAGUUUCUGGGCUGGUCCUUUGCUUGCCCCAGUGCUCUGCUGGAGGGGAGAGAGCUCUUGGUGCCUGCACCGAAACUGGGGACUUCCCAGGCCACCUUCCAUGUGCACAGUGCUGGCAGACUGGUUCAGGAUUGAGGCUCCCAAGUAGUCUAUUCUAUUUACGGGGCCAGUUGCUUUCUGUAAUUUGGCCCUGCCCCCUUACAGGACCUCUGUGCUGGGACUGGUCCUGUGGGCAUCGCCCAGGGAAUAGGGUCUUUAGGGCUGGGUUCACCCACAGAUGUGCACCAGCCGUAGGCCAUCAGCUGCCACUUGGGAAAAAGCCGAAAGCAGAAGGCACAUCUCCAGGUUCUUUGGACCCCACAGACCCUGCCCGUAUCAGAGGCUGACCUCUUGCUCUCGGUGCUUCAUCUCAGCCACCCAGAAGCCAGGUGGCUGGUUUCAGGAGAUGACUCUACCUGAGAACUUGGGGGAGGUGCUGGGGAAGCAGCAGCCCCAGGUCCAGAGCCCACACUGCCUGGAGGGGCCCCCAUGGCCUGUUGGAUUGCUGAGCUGAGUUCAGCACAGAUCUCACAGCACAAAGGACCUCGCAGUGGUGCUCUCCCCAAAAGUUGUGUUGCUUUUAUCCAUUUCUAACUUAAUAAAAGA